AUGAAGAAGCCUCAGUACCUGCGCACCAGCCGCAGCUUCAAGAAGCUGCUCCUCUCCCUCAGCCACCGCGUGGCCCCCCACAAGCCCACCAACUUACCGGACGCCAAGGAACCUCCUUCGGACUCACCGCCGUCGCCGGGAAAGCCAUCGUGGGAGUGCUUCUCCUACGACGAGAUCCACCGCGCGACGGACGGCUUCCGCGCGGGCAACCUGGUGGGCCGGGGCGGGUCGUCGGAGGUGUACCGCGGCGCGCUGGCGGACGGGCGGGCCGUGGCGGUGAAGCGGCUGCUGGGCGCGGCGGCGUGCGAGCGGCGGGAGCGGGACUUCCUCGCGGAGCUGGGCACGGUGGGGCACGCCAGGCACCCCAACGUGUGCCCGCUGCUCGGGUGCUGCGUCGACCGCGACCUCUACCUCGUCUUCGCGUUCUCCGCCCGCGGCUCCGUCUCCGCCAGCCUCCAUGGUGGGGAGGGUGAGGUGGCGAUGGGGUGGGGGGCGAGGUACGGGGUGGCGGUGGGCACGGCGAGGGGGCUGGCGUACCUGCACAAGGGGUGCCGGCGCCGGAUCAUCCACCGGGACAUCAAGGCCUCCAACGUGCUGCUCACCGACGACCUCCAGCCCCAGAUAUCUGAUUUUGGGCUGGCCAAGUGGCUGCCGACGGAGUGGACGCACCGGGCGAUCGCGCCCAUAGAGGGCACCUUCGGCUGCCUGGCGCCCGAGUACUACACGCACGGCAUCGUCGACGAGAAGACGGACGUCUUCGCAUUCGGGGUCUUCCUGCUGGAGGUCAUGGCCGGGAGGAAGCCCGUCGACGGCACGCACAGGAGCCUCCUCAGCUGGGCUCGGCCUCUACUGAACGAAGGCAAGACGGAGGCGCUGGUGGACCCGAGGAUCACCGCCGGCGGCGGCGGAUACGACGCCGACCAGGCGCGGCGACUCGCGUUCGUGGCGUCGCUCUGCAUCAGGCCGUCGGCGACGUGGAGGCCGUCCAUGACCGAGGUGCUGGAGCUGCUGGAAGGCGUGGAGAUCCCGCAAGACCGGUGGGCGAUGCCCGAGGCGGCGGCCGGCGACGAGGAGGGGGAGGAGCCAUGGGCCUUCGACGACCUCAACGACGAUGACGACGACAGCGACGACGAAUUCUGCACGCCAUCGCCGUCUUCAGCCUCCUCAUCAGACGAGCACUUAAUUAGCGUCCAAGAAUACAUCAGAUGA
Molecule: messenger RNA, 1209 nt
Organism: Lolium rigidum
Lineage: Eukaryota; Viridiplantae; Streptophyta; Magnoliopsida; Poales; Poaceae
Product: probable receptor-like serine/threonine-protein kinase At5g57670
Exons: 4
Coding region: 1-1209 (402 amino acids)
Biological process (GO): protein phosphorylation
Molecular function (GO): protein kinase activity; ATP binding
Source: RefSeq, a predicted model, not a curated record